Hevea brasiliensis (rubber tree) is the source of this 3121-nucleotide messenger RNA. RefSeq lists its product as uncharacterized. The coding region runs from base 1346 to 3121 and encodes 591 amino acids. The transcript is spliced from 2 exons. The record is from RefSeq and is a predicted model, not a curated record. Gene Ontology annotation, molecular function: zinc ion binding; nucleic acid binding. Lineage: Eukaryota; Viridiplantae; Streptophyta; Magnoliopsida; Malpighiales; Euphorbiaceae.
CAAAAGAUUAUAUGUCAAAUUGCCACAAGAGAUCCCUACCUACUGUUUUCGUUGUCUUAAAUCCCAAACCUGUUUUCAUUCCAAAACCCCUAUCUUCCUUCUUCUUCCAUAAUUUUUUUUCUUUCUACGAUAAAUAAUUUCUCUCUGGUCUCUGCACCAGUUUAUCUCUCGUUCUGUGGUCAUCUCUUGUUCUCGGUUCUUUAGCCAUGGGACGUGGUAGAAAGCGGCAGCAACCGGAGUUAACCCUUGAUAUGUCGACGGAACUGCCGGAAACCGACGGCAAUUCCCGGAGUGUUGUGGAUCCAAGGCGGAGCAUGAGGCGGCGAUGUUUUGCCACAGGACGCAAUCUUCGGAAAAUCGAGAACUCUACAGUGUAAUCGGCGACGUAAACCGCGAUAAACCAUAAAGAAUUGAAGAGACGGAGGUAGUAGGUUGGGGAAGAAGCGUAGUAGGAAGCCCAAGAAAAAUAAGGAAAGAUUGCAUGUUCAGGAUGCUGAGUGCGCACCUGUUGAACAGAGUGGUGAAAAAGUGGAAAAGGUUGAAGGCUAAAGCCCAGCGAAUGGUCAGACGAUGAAAGAGAAAGGUCAAGCUCGCCGCUCCUGGCACAUCAGUUUGGUAUCAGAGCCUUGGUUAAGCAGCACUUUGAAGCCUUUAGAGUGCAAACACGUGAGGGAGUGAACCAACCUGUCUUUUAACCGAGUGAAAUACUUAGUGAGUUUGAUUGUGAUAGCAACAUGUCUGAUGAAGGAGAGGUGCCUCCACCAGUUCCAAGAGGUCUCAUAUUGGAUCAAGCACAUAUGCUAAGACUUGAAAGACAGCAAAAUGCAAUGCAAGAGCAAAUUGCUCAAAUCACACAAGUUUGGCAAGACUAGUUGCACUCCAGCCACAGAGAACGCAAUGGUCCUAGGCAGCAAGGGCGUGGUGAUGAUGAUGAAGAACCUGGAGUUGAUGAAGGUGCUUAUGAUCAGCACCUGCCUAGGCAUCCACAUGGCCAAAGAGACAACAUCAAGAUGAAGAUUUCAAUCUUUCGAGGUACUAGCUCACCUGAAGAGUACCUAAAAUGGGUACAAAGAGUUGACAAAAUCUUUAAGUAUCAGGAAUACAGCGAAGCAAAAAAGUGCAAACUUGCUGCCAUUGAGUUUGUUGAUUAUGCAAACUUAUGGUGGGAGAACGUAAAGGCUCAAAGACAUAGGGAUGGGCUUGAUGAUGUACAAACUUGGUGUGAGAUGAAAAAAAUCAUGGAGAAGCGAUUUGUACCUGAAUAUUACAAACAGGAGUUGUAUAUCAAACUCUAAAGUUUGCGCCAAGGUGGAAUGUGUGUGGAAGACUAGUUAAAAAAUUUGAAAUGCUGAUGUUGAGAUUUGAUGUGAGGGAACCACAAGAACAAACCAUUGCCCAUUUUCUUAGUGGUUUGAAUUAUGAAAUUGCUAAUACUGUUCAAUUGCAACCAUAUGUGUUGUUGCAAUAUGUGAUCAAACUUGCCAUUAAGAUUGAAAGGCAAAGAAUGAAAGGUGGAUACAAGGGCACUACUAUCAAAACAUUCACAAAACCUUCUAACACUAGCACCCACUUACUAGUGAUCCCACUUACUAGUGAUAAAGGUGGAGUGAAGAAGCAUGACAAAGGGGAGAGCUCUACCAAAGUACCAGUUGGUGUAAGCAAGGGCAAGAAGAAGGAAGUAGAUCCAACCCUUUCUAAAAGAAGUAGAGACAUAAAAUGCUUCAAGUGCCUCAGCCAUGGACACAUUCCUUCAGAAUGUCCCAACAAGAGAGUAAUGGUGUUGAGGGAAGCCCAAUGGGAGGUAGAGAGUGAAGAUGAGACUUGCGAAGAGGAAGAGAAUCAUGAAGCAUAUGGUGAUGAGGAAGUAGAGUAUGCUGAUGUUGGGGAGAUGUUAGUGGUCAGAAGAACCUUAAGUGCACAUGCAAUAAAAGAGGAAGAGCAAAGAGAGAACAUCUUCCAUACUAGAUGCACUAUUCUCAACAAGGUAUGUAAUGUCAUUAUUGAUGGUGGUAGGUGUACUAAUGUUGCUUCUACUACCUUAGUAGAGAAACUUAAUCUACCCACCUUAGUGCAUCCUCAUCCUUAUAAGUUGCAAUGGCUGAAUGAUGAUGGUGAUGUUAAGGUGACUAAGCAAGUAGUUGUUCCUUUCUUCAUAGACAAGUAUAAAGAUGAAGUUGUGUGUGACAUUGUGCCCAUGAAUGCUAGCCAUUUGUUGUUAGGGAGGCCAUGGCAAUUUGAUAAAAGGGCUACGCAUGAUGGUUUUAAAAAUACUUAUUUUUUUAUAGAGGAUGAGAAAAGAAUUGUAUUAGCCCCUUUUUGUCCCCAACAAAUACAUCAAGAGCAGCUGAUUAGUAACAAACAAAAGGAGAGUUUGUUCCUCAAUAAGGGGGACGUUUUGAAGGCUAUCACUAACCACAAUUUUGUUUUUGUGCUUAUUGUUAAAGAAUUGCUGGAAUCUAACCACAUUGCAGUUCCUCCCAUGGUGGCCGAACUAUUGGAAGAAUUUGAAAAUGUUUAUUCUGAAGAAUUGCCAGAGGAACUACCUCCCCUUCAUGGCAUUGAACAUCAUAUUAAUUUAAUUCCUGGAGCGGCAUUACCGAAUAGACCAGCCUACAGAAACAAUCCUGAAGAGGCUAAGGAGUUGCAUAAGCAAGUCAUGGAGCUGUUGAAAAAGGGCUAUGUUCCUGAGUCCAUGAGCCCAUACUCUGUUCCAGCUUUGUUGGUGCCCCAAAAGGAUGGUUUCAUGCUCAUGUGUGUUAAUAGUAGGGCCAUCAACAAAAUCACUGUAAAGUAUCGCUAUCCCAUCCCUAGACUUGAUGACAUACUUGAUGAGUUACAUGGUGCUGUUAUCUUUUCAAAAGUUGAUCUAAGAAGUGGUUACCAUCAGAUUCGAAUUAAGGAGGGGGAUGAAUGGAAAACAGCCUUUAAAAUAAAGUUUAGGUUUUACGAGUGGAUGGUCAUGCCUUUUGGCCUUUCUAAUGCCCCUAGCACUUUUAUGAGAUUCUUAAACCAUGUAUUGCGCUACUUCAUUGGCAAAUUUAUGGUUGUUUAUUUUGAUGAUAUUCUGAUUUAUAGCAGGAGUUUUGAAGAUCAUCUCAAGCAUCUAGAGCUUUUUUUUUGA